AUGUCUUUCUUUGGGAGUACGGCCUCCUCCACUGUGGGGGCGGCUGCAAACACUUCAGCUACUGCAGAAAAGGAUAUUGAAGUUGCUGAACCCCCUUCGGACUCCAUUUCGUCCUUGUCCUUCUCCAGCCAAGCAGACUACUUGGCUGUUGGAAGCUGGGAUAACAGUGUUCGAAUCUACGAAGUUGGCGCUAAUGGCCAGACUCAAGGGAAGGCAAUGUAUCAACAUCAAGGCCCUGUACUGGACGUUUGCUGGAACAAGGAGGGAAACAAGAUCUUUUCUGGAGGGGCAGACAAUGCCGGACGUAUGUUUGACGUGACCACUGGCCAAGCCACGCAGGUUGCCCAACACGAUGCUCCGAUAAAAGUAAUUUCCUGGGUUGAUGUCCCAGGGGCGGGUAUUCUAGCAACAGGAAGUUGGGAUAAAACUAUCAAGUAUUGGGAUCUACGUACCCCCAACCCUGUUGCGACUGUCACCCUUCCAGAACGAUGCUACACUUUUGACAUUCAAUACCCUCUGAUGGUCGUUGGCACAGCAGAACGUCAUAUCCAGAUUUUCAAUCUUUCCAACCCAAACACUGCGUAUAAGACUAUUCAGUCUCCUUUGAAAUGGCAAACACGUGUUGUAUCGUGCUUCACCACCUCUCCUGCCAACAGCGGCUUCGCCGUUGGAAGUGUAGAAGGUCGCGUUGCUAUUCAAUACGUUGAGGAUAAGGAUGUGCAGAGCAACUUUUCUUUCAAGUGUCACCGCCGCGACUCUACCCCAAACGCAAAAGACCAGGCACUCGUCUACGCCGUUAACGAUAUCUCCUUCCACCCAGUUCAUGGAACAUUUUCCACUUGUGGAUCUGACGGUACCAUCCACUUCUGGGAUAAGGACGCCCGUACCCGUCUAAAGACAUUCGAUGCUGCUCCGGGUCCUAUCUCUUCCACGACCUUCAACAGAAACGGUAACAUCUUUGCCUACGCCGUUUCCUACGACUGGUCUAAGGGCCACUCGGGCAUGACUCCUGGGGCCCCUAACAAAAUUAUGUUGCAUUCAUGCAAAGAUGAGGAAGUUAGGAAGAGAGCCGCUCGUAAAUAG
Molecule: messenger RNA, 1083 nt
Organism: Psilocybe cubensis
Lineage: Eukaryota; Fungi; Basidiomycota; Agaricomycetes; Agaricales; Agrocybaceae
Exons: 9
Coding region: 1-1083 (360 amino acids)
Biological process (GO): RNA export from nucleus; transcription-dependent tethering of RNA polymerase II gene DNA at nuclear periphery
Cellular component (GO): nuclear pore
Molecular function (GO): RNA binding; ubiquitin binding
Source: RefSeq, a predicted model, not a curated record